Carassius auratus (goldfish) is the source of this 1295-nucleotide messenger RNA. RefSeq names its product N-acyl-aromatic-L-amino acid amidohydrolase (carboxylate-forming) B. Gene Ontology annotation, molecular function: aminoacylase activity; hydrolase activity, acting on ester bonds. The record is from RefSeq and is a predicted model, not a curated record. The transcript is spliced from 7 exons. Gene Ontology annotation, cellular component: cytosol. The coding region runs from base 299 to 1243 and encodes 314 amino acids. NCBI's taxonomy places the organism in Eukaryota, Metazoa, Chordata, Actinopteri, Cypriniformes, Cyprinidae.
UAUUCUCACUUUGAUAAAACAUAAUUAAACAGCAUCCGUUUAUCUCCUCCUGAGGAAGUGCGAGGGAACAGUAACAGGAAAUACUGAAACGCUUCUCCGCUUUCUCUGUCAUUAUGUAACGUUAGAGUCGUUAUGUUUAGGUAAAAAUAAUCACACACCCGCUCUCUUUUUAGCGCAUAUACCAGUCAGCAAAACGCUCGCUUCUUGCUGGAGCUCAAAUGAAAGUGAGAGUCAUGUGUGAAAGAUGAUCCAGGGCUGGUGACUGAAGCAGACAGAGAAGAAGAAGAAGAAGGACGUGAUGGCGUUUGUGUUCCUGCCAGCAUUGGCUCGUAUGGCCGUGUGUGGCGGCACCCAUGGGAACGAGCUGUCCGGUGUGUAUGUUGUGCAGGAGAUGGAGCGACAGCGGAAAGAGAAGGGAGAGGGUGUGUGGCCGAUUCCUGUAACAACUGUGCUGUCAAACCCAAGGGCUGUGAAAGAGUGCAGAAGAUACAUUGACACGGAUAUGAACCGCUGCUUCACCAGAGACACGCUGAGUUGUCCUAUUACAGACAGCAGCCCGUAUGAAGUCCGGCGUGCUCAGGAACUGAACAAUCUGCUGGGGCUGAAAGGAUCCACCGAUGCAACAGACAUGAUCUGUGACCUUCAUAACACCACGUCCAACAUGGGCCUCACACUCAUCCAUUACACGACCAGUGACUGGGUGACCCUGCACAUCUGCAAAUACCUACAGACUAAGAUAACCAAUGUGCCUGUGAGAGUGCUGGUACUGGAUUUCCCUAUUUGUGACGCAUAUAACUUGGAGUCGGUAUCCAAGCAUGGCUUUACUUUAGAGGUCGGGCCGCAGCCGCAUGGUGUCAUCAGAGCUGACAUCUAUAAGAUUAUGAAAGAGGCCGUCGACCUGACAAUAGACUGGAUCCACAAAUUCAACUCAGGAACGGUGUUUGAAGGCGGGGAUGUAGAAGUCUUUAAGUUUAUCAAAAGUGUUGAUUAUCCCAGAGAUCCAGAGACUCGGAGUCUCACUGCUGCCAUUCAUCCUCAGCUGCAGGACAGAGACUUCUGUCUCCUCAAGCAGGGAGACCCUUUGUUUUUUACAUUUUCUGGAGAAACCGUGAAGUAUGAAGAAGAAGAGACGCUUCAUCCUUUCUUUAUCAAUGAGGCUGCCUAUUAUGAAAAAGGAAUUGCUUUUCACUUGGCUAAGAAGUUGACACUGACAAUUCCAACAGUGCAAGUGCAGAAAGACUGAAGGAUUGGAGAGGAACGGAUAUAAAACUCUGCAUAAUUGCCAAAAAAUCUUA